This is a messenger RNA of Zingiber officinale, 2532 nucleotides long. Its product is annotated as MND1-interacting protein 1-like. The record is from RefSeq and is a predicted model, not a curated record. NCBI's taxonomy places the organism in Eukaryota, Viridiplantae, Streptophyta, Magnoliopsida, Zingiberales, Zingiberaceae. The coding region runs from base 149 to 2248 and encodes 699 amino acids. The transcript has 2 exons.
CCCUUCGUCAGCCACGACCACAUUUCCUACCUCCUUCCGAUCUCAAUCCUCGCCGAAUCCAAAACCUCUCUCUUUCCUCCGAUCGCCUCCAAUCUCUCGUCUCCGAUCGCCUCCAAUCUCUCGUCUCCGAUCGCCUCCGCCUUAUCUGAUGGGCAGCAACGCACGAAACAAGCCGAUCCGAGGCUUCCGGAAGCCCCGCCGCUCGUUGAAGAACCCGCCGGACUCCGCCUCCACGGCCUCCGAUCCUGCCAUCGACGCCCCUUCCUCCUUGCCUCCCAAUCCCGCCCCUUCCUCCUUGGGUCACCCGGAUCCAGACCCCGGAUUCGGCAUCCCUAACCCAUCCUAUGCCCCCGGUCCCUACGACGACGCCGGGUGGGGAUACUUCACGGAGGAGCAGCUAGAAGAACACCUCCUUGGAAACCUUGACCUUGUCUACAGGGAGGCGAUUUCGCGGCUGGUGGCUCUGGGCUAUGACGAGGACGCGGCGCUCCGCGCUGUCCUCUGCAAUGGCUAUUGCUACGGAUCGAUGGACGUGCUCUCCAAUAUCCUCCAGAACGCCAUCGCCUAUCUCAGCACGCCAUUGCCUCGGAAGGAUUCCUCCGCGGUCGUCCCUGCCGCAGCGAAUGGAUUCACUGACCUCCGCCAUCUCCAGGAACACUCACUCGCAGGCUUGGUUUGUCUUCUCCAGCAGAUGCGCCCUAAUCUUACCCGUGGCGACGCCAUGUGGUGCCUUUUGAUGAGCGAUCUGCAGGUUGGUCGCGCCAGCAUUAUUGAGAUCCCGUUCUUGUCGCUGCCGCCGUCGGCUACUGCACAUCCAUCUCCUACCCUGGACCCACCUCCUUCUCCUGUGACCGCAUCCAUCACCCGAGAUGACGAGUUGAGAAAUCCCUCCUUUAGUCUUUGCAAAUCUGAUGAAGCUGCUACGGUGGCCCCAGCUGUUUUUGGUGGUGAUAUUGCUGCCGAUCCUCGGCGCUAUGCUCUUCAUCCUUCUAUGAAGUCUGCCAUGAGGCGGAAUGCAACGUCGUUUACUCCGACUUCUGGUUUUCGUCCAUUUUUAAAGCUAUCGACACCUCAAAAGAUCUCUAAUUUUCCGUCAGAGCAGCUGCCGCCGAAGGUAGAUAGCGGCACUGCCGCCGCUGCCGAUAGAAGGGAGAAUGACUCCUCUUCGGAUCUCAGCGCAGUGGAUUCCGUACUAAAGGCUUUGGAAGGCAUGAAUCUAGAAGAAAAUGGUUCAGGGGAUCCCAAGAAAGACGUGAUCUUGGACGUUAUUAACCAGAUUCGGGAUCUUGAGGCCCAGGUAAAGGAGAGGAAGGAGUGGGCUCAGCAGAAGGCACUGCAGGCUGCUCGCAAGCUGAGCAAUGACCUCACAGAGCUGAGGCUGCUGAGGAUGGAAAGGGAGGAGAACUUGCGGUUAAAAAAGGGAAAUCAUACAUUAGAGGAUGCCACUAUGAAGCGGCUUACUGGGAUGGAAGGUGCACUAAAGAAGGUGAGUGGGCAGGUGGACCGAUCAAAUGCUGUCGUACGACGGCUGGAGACGGAGAAUGCUGAGAUGCGAGCUGAGAUAGAAGCUUCCAAGUUGAGUGCAUCAGAGUCAGUAAGGACAUGUGCUGAAGUGUCUAGGAGGGAGAAGAAGUAUCUUAAAAAGCUGAUGGCUUGGGAGAAGCAAAGGGAGAAAAUGCAGAAAGAAAUUGCAGAGGAGAAGAAGAAGAUCAAGCAGAUGCAAAAGAAAUUUGAUGAAGCCAGGGAUGCAACAAAGGAAUAUGAGGUGAAGUGGAAACAAGAGAAUAAGGCUAACGAAGAAGCUGUCAAAUUAGCUGAGGAAGAACGUAGAGCCAAAGAAGCAGCUAAGGUGAAUGCCAGCCGAAGACAAGAAUUGCUGCGCCGAAAGAUCGAGUUAGACUUUCAGCGUCACAAGGACGAUAUCCAGAGGCUUGAGGAAGAAUUUGCUCGUCUCAAAGCAUAUGCAGUUCCAAAUACAAUGACGUCUCCGUCAAUUGAUUCAGAAGCCAAUCCUGUUAAAGAGGCCAAUGCCAAGCCACUCACUUGCAACUCUCCUAAAACAAUGCAUCGCAACAGGGCGUGCGUCGUUUGUGCAAAAGAAGAGGUCUCUGUCGUCUUCUUGCCCUGUUCGCAUCAGGUUCUUUGUGCGAGUUGCAAUGAGAACCAUGAGAAGGCAGCAAAAACUUGUUGCCCUUGUUGCCAUAUCAGAAUCGAGGAGAGGAUACGGGUGUUUGGCGCCAGCUCGUAGAUACAAUGCUGGUGCUAGCGAUCAACAACAAUGCCUUAUACAUAUAGAGACCUUGGCCAUUUGGCUUUGCUAUGGCAUGUUGUGCUUGUGUUACAUGCUGAAUAAAACUCAUACUGAAUGAAUGAAAGAUGAAUAAGGAACUCUGCUGCAAUAUGUGGCACUCUAGGACUCCCUAGAUUUGUGCCUUUCAUGUGGACUUUCAUCUGAAUAUCUUGGAUUGAAGACUCAAAUUCGAUUUGAAGCUGAAAAUAUAAAUGAUGGCUCGAGCUUAGUUGGAAAUGAAA